AUGAAAUCCUAAAGGCGGCUGUUAGCAAGUAUGGCAAGAACCAGUGGGCUCGUAUAUCUUCGUUGUUGGUGAGGAAAUCGCCAAAACAAUGCAAAGCGCGAUGGUAUGAAUGGUUAGAUCCUAGUAUUAAGAAG
Molecule: messenger RNA, 134 nt
Organism: Paraglomus occultum
Lineage: Eukaryota; Fungi; Glomeromycota; Glomeromycetes; Paraglomerales; Paraglomeraceae
Source: the annotation of a GenBank genome assembly